Messenger RNA from Perca fluviatilis (European perch), 733 nucleotides. Its product is annotated as peptidyl-prolyl cis-trans isomerase-like. Gene Ontology annotation, molecular function: peptidyl-prolyl cis-trans isomerase activity. The coding region runs from base 93 to 596 and encodes 167 amino acids. Lineage: Eukaryota; Metazoa; Chordata; Actinopteri; Perciformes; Percidae. The record is from RefSeq and is a predicted model, not a curated record. Gene Ontology annotation, cellular component: intracellular membrane-bounded organelle. The transcript is spliced from 5 exons. Gene Ontology annotation, biological process: protein folding; protein peptidyl-prolyl isomerization.
AGGCUCACUUAAAUACGGAAGUGUAUCCUGUCUGGCACGCUGUCCAUACAAGAGUAUCUUUCCCACUCUAAAGCACAAGCUCGUUGAGAAACAUGGCGAAACCCAGAGUUUUCUUCGACAUCACUAUUAAUGGAGCUAAGACUGGCAGGAUUGUAAUGGAGCUCCGGGCUGAUGUGGUCCCAAAGACUGCAGAAAAUUUCCGUGCUUUGUGCACUGGGGAGAAGGGUUUUGGCUACAAGGGCUCCACGUUCCACCGUAUCAUCCCUAAAUUCAUGUGCCAGGGCGGGGACUUCACUAGGCACGAUGGAACUGGAGGCAAAUCCAUCUACGGGGAGAAGUUUGCUGAUGAGAACUUCCAGCUGAAGCACACAGGCCCGGGCAUCCUGUCCAUGGCUAAUGCCGGGCCCAACACCAACGGAUCCCAGUUCUUCCUCUGCACAGAAAAAACUAGCUGGCUGGACGGGAAGCACGUGGUGUUCGGCUGUGUUGUGGAGGGCAUGGAUGUUGUCAAGAAAAUGGAGAGCUACGGCACAGACGGCGGCAAACCAAAAGACAAAGCCAAGGUUGUCAUCGCCGACUGUGGCGAGCUAAAAUAGUUUGGGCUUGUUCUCCCGUAAGAUUUAUUUGUUCGUGUACCAUUUUGUACCUUCUAAUCGGUUCUCUGAGGACAUUUGUUAACACAAUCUGAAUAAAAUGUUGCUGAUGGUGUAAAUAAAGCAACUUGAAAAGCUAA